This is a messenger RNA of Rhizophagus irregularis DAOM 181602=DAOM 197198, 268 nucleotides long. RefSeq lists its product as uncharacterized. The record is from RefSeq and is a predicted model, not a curated record. NCBI's taxonomy places the organism in Eukaryota, Fungi, Glomeromycota, Glomeromycetes, Glomerales, Glomeraceae.
AUGCCUCCAAAACGUGCAAAUAGUUCCACUGAAUCUUUACACACAUCAAAACGUUUGGCAAGUGAUAUUACAGAUGAACAAGAACCACAAAUUAUACCAAAAACUGCAAAUAAAAUGGGAUUACUUUGUAGAGAAAACAGACGGGCAUCUAGUGUACUUAAUCGAACUUUAAUCGAUUACAGCUUGUUAGUCGAUUUUGGUCGAUCUUGCCUAAAAAAUUUUAACCAAUUAAUCGAACAAUGAUUUUGGGUGUCGACUCAAUUCCCUA